Messenger RNA from Peniophora sp. CBMAI 1063, 2943 nucleotides. The record is from the annotation of a GenBank genome assembly. Lineage: Eukaryota; Fungi; Basidiomycota; Agaricomycetes; Russulales; Peniophoraceae.
AUGACAUCGCCCAACACUGGAUAUCCACAGGGAUCGAUGGAAGAGGCAGCGCUCAAUCCUGAAGUCACGUUCAAGGAGUUAUGGGCGCAGGCCGUCAAGAAAAUUGAGCACAGCGACAUUGUGAAGUCGCCUCGAUGGAACCGCAUGCUCGAGGAUAUGUCGACUUGCCGUAGCGCUCAGGAAGUGUGCAUGAAGAUGGAGAAGGCGGUCUCAGCACUGAAGGAUUUUCGCCGCGGCAACUCUCAGUGGGCGAAUCUGCGGACCAGGUAUCUCAAACCAGCCGCGGAGGUGCUAUUCGUCAUCAACAACGCUGUCUCAGCGGUGGCGGCAGGUAUACCAGGUAUGCCAGUAGGGAACACGAUAUUUGCGAUGUUAGGCAUGCUGCUCGAGGCUACAAAGGGCGUGAGCGAGCGUUUUGAGGCGCUCUCAGAGUUCUUUGAAGAGAUGAGCUUCUUCUGGACUAGCCUGAAGGUUCGGGUGGACAACCGUCAUCAGUCUGUCGGACCUGCGGCGCAGACGGUCGACAUCGCCAUUCUUGCACAUCUCCUUGACACUAUCUUCCUCGCGAUUGAGAUCGUUUCAGAGCCUGUAUUGCGUGCGCGUUUAGGUUUUUUCUGGAACGCCCUUGCGAAAAACGACAAGGUGCAGAGUGCAUUGAAGCGCCUUCGUACUCUCACGGAUAUCGAGACACGUGCUAUUGCCGCUGAGACGCAAUACCUCGUAUCAGACGUCCAUGCUAUCAGCGCUGAGACAAAGAAAGUGAUAGAGGCUUGGAGAGAAGAACUGUCGAACGUGAGACAAGCAGAGAAAAACCGCCGUGUGUUAGCCGAUGUACUGGCAAGGCUUACUCCGGCCAGUUCGGCCAGCAUAGAUGCCCAAAGUGUCGAAGGCUGUAUGCCGGGGACACGCCUCCGUAUAUUGAAGGACCUCCAAGAUUGGAGCCGUGAUCCACAAGCGCAGAAGAUAUACUGGAUGAGUGGCAUGGCUGGUACCGGAAAGUCGGCCAUUGCGCGCUCUUUCUGCCACAUUCUCCGCGAAGAUAGUAUGCUUGGGGGAAGUUUCUUUUGUUCUCGCCGUGGUGACGUGGAAAAUGGCGAUGUGAAACGCAUCCUUCCUACCCUCUGCGCUUCUUUGAUCUCGUACAGCACUUCUUACACGCGAUCGCUUCUUUCUGCACUCGAAGGCCGCAAAGACCGAGGCCUCUCUCCCCACCUGAAUCUUCGGAAACAGAUUGAAAUGAUAUUGGAAUCACCCUUCUCGGAGAUGAAGAACAUUCCCGAGCCAAUCGCAGUAUUGGUUAUCGACGGGCUAGACGAGUGUUUCAAUGACGAUGUCACCGGUGACAUGCUUCGUGAGCUAGUCAAAGUCGCGCCUGGUCUACCCCUCAAGUUCUUCCUGACUUCUCGGCCAGAGCCCGCUAUUCGUCGACAGCUCGAGAAACUGGACCUGGUUCUCAGACUACAUGAUAUAGAGAAAUCAGUUGUAGGAGCCGAUAUAUCAGCUUACUUGACGGCCGGUUUCUGCUCAAUCAGGAACGAACGACGAGGGGAAUUACCACUUGAUUGGCCCUCGGCUGGAGAUAUCGAUGUCGUGGCGCAGCUCUCUGGUAAACUGUUCAUCUAUGCCUUCACUGUAUUACAGUACGUGAGGCGCCGCGAUCCCAGGGGACGAUUACGGAAACUCCUGGGGGACAUAUCUUCUCCGGACUCUACUCUCACGCGAGCACUGGAUGACAUCUACAGCCUGGUUCUCACGGAGGCUCUAGAUCCUGGCAUAUAUUCAGGCCAGGAAAUUGAUAUCACCCGCCAGGUGCUGACGGCAAUCUUGUCUUCCUUGCAUCCGCCGUCAAUUCAAGCACUCGCGGGACUGUUCGAUGUUGAUCCUCCGGACAUUCGAGCAGCUUUGGACCGUCUUUAUGCCGUGAUAUAUGUCCCCUUGCGCGAUGAUAUCGAUGGCCUUUCCACCUUUCAUACCUCCUUCGGCGACUUCCUCAACUCGCCCGCGCGAAACCCAUUUUACAUUGCCGAGACCAUGUCCGAGCGGCAUCAGAUGCUCGCUACAAAAUGCCUGGGGGUUUUGCUGUCGAAAAGACUUCACUUCAACAUGUCGGAUGCACGUACUUCGUACCUGCCUACCUCCGAACAGAGGAUUGCGUGCAUUGAUCAGAGUGUCAUCUAUGCGUGUACUUCAUUCUCGGCUCACAUGCGAAAUGCCGAUCAUCCUUGUCGUCUUCUCGCUACACUGGGGAUUAUUUUCAUGGGUCCCAGAUUCUUGUUUUGGUUGGAAGUUCUCAGUGCAAUCGGCCGCUUGGAUAAUGCACAGACAAUUCUUGAUGAUUUGUUGCUAUUGGUUCCAAUCACGCUACUGGCGCCUCUAUUGACCUUAUUUCUCCAUGAAGCGCGGGAUUUUAUUGAAGCCAAUAAGGCCACUAUCUCUGAGAAGGUUACUGACAUCUAUCUUGUCGCGCUUCCACUCACCAACAGGUGGUCAUUCAUCGACUACUACUGCAAGCCAUACUUCUCACAGUUGGCCGUGGUGUCUGAUUACCACAAGUUUGAUGGGCUACUGCAGAUAACAACCGGAUCGCAGGGCGAUUGCGAUGGUCAAUUCGUCGGGGAGACUACUGGUGGUACCUUUCGUGUCUGGAACCUGAAGUCGGGGAAGCAGCUCAACCCAGGAUGGCCAACAGGUCCGCGGCCGGAAAGCUCUAUCACUUUCUCGAGGGACGGGCGGUGGGUAGCAUACAUCGAAGACGAUAGUCUGAUCAGGAUUCAGAAUGCCGGAAAGAUGAAGGAACACCUCAGGCUCCCUCCUCUGGCAGACAGUGGCAUCACCUGUCUCGCAUUGACAUCUAAUGGGCGGUAUCUUGCAUCUGGCUCCUCCAGUGGCAUCACAUAUAUCUGGGACCUCGAGACCGCGGAAUUGCUACAGUCAUUGAGGUGA